UUUGCUGGUUGUCACUCCUCUAUGGGAGUCUACUGUUGAUAAUGGUGCCAGCUGUUUUUUUUCGCUUUUUUUCACUUUGUGGGUCUGGGGGCCUUUUGCUGGUUGUCACUCCUCUAUGGGGGUCUACUGUUGAUAAUGGUGCCAGCUUUUUUUCGCUUUUUUUUCACUUUGUGGGUCUGGGGGCUUUUCUUGCUGGUCCUCACUCCUCUAUGGGAGUCUACCAUUGAUAAUGGUGCCAGCCUUUUUUUCGCUUUUUUUACUUUGCUUUUGCUGGUCCUCACUCCUCCAUGGGGGUCUACCAUUGAUAAUGGUGCCAGCCUUUUUUCGCUUUUUUUUACUUUGCUUUUGCUGGUCCUCACUCCUCCAUGGGAGUCUACCAUCAAUGAUGGUGCCAGCUUCUUUCGCUUUUUUCACUUUGUGGGUCUGGGGCCUUUUCUUGCUGGUUGUCACUCCUCAAUGGGAGUCUACUGUUGAUAAUGGUGCCAGCUAUUUUCGCUCCAUGGGACUUUUUGAGAACAACUAUUUUUGCUUUUGAUGGCUGUUUAGAUAGCUUUUGCCCUUCUAUUAGAGUUUUGUUGAUUGUGUCUAAUGUAACUGAU
Suillus subaureus is the source of this 599-nucleotide messenger RNA. RefSeq lists its product as uncharacterized. The transcript has a single exon. The record is from RefSeq and is a predicted model, not a curated record. NCBI's taxonomy places the organism in Eukaryota, Fungi, Basidiomycota, Agaricomycetes, Boletales, Suillaceae. The coding region runs from base 136 to 474 and encodes 112 amino acids.